Protopolystoma xenopodis is the source of this 828-nucleotide messenger RNA. The record is from the annotation of a GenBank genome assembly. Lineage: Eukaryota; Metazoa; Platyhelminthes; Monogenea; Polystomatidea; Polystomatidae.
AUGCGCCGGCCCAAUCGGACAAUAGGACGGGGUUUCGAGCCUCAGUCUGGGCCCGUUGCGGUCGGUGGCACGCAUCUGUCCGAGGGCUGGAAGCGGUUCGGGGGUCCGGGGGUCCGGGGAUCCGACGGACGGCCCAGAGAUGCCGGAUAUACCCUAGGCUCGAGUCUGGGCACACAACAAACACGACUUGUGGACCGCGAUUUGUCCACUUUCACUUGUGCCCACCACGUACAUCCGGCUCCGGUCUUCACUUCACCAGCCUGUGCACCGCUUUGUCAACUGGUGUGUUGUUGUUACUUGCGUUGGCGAUCUUGCCUAUGCCUACUUGAGAGGGGCCGCGGGACAAAACGCUCCGUUGACCCUUUGACCCCUGCGCAUCGGGCCGAGACGCCGACUGCCUUUGCGCAAGCCGAUUUGAUGCGUAAAUGCAUAAAAUUGCCCCCGAAAAAUGCAGUCUCUUGCAAAAAUGGGAUGUGCGCAGAUACACACGAAGAGGUACCACCGGACGCACUGGCUAGCCGACUCACUCAAUCACUUGCACCGAGGCGACUGCCAUUGUGCUCAUGCACCAGCCUGUAUGUAUGCCGGCGUGAACCCCUUCAAACGGAACCCACUAGCCCCACGGCCUCGGCGCUUCUCGUCCGACCCCAACUGACUCUCGGACGGCGAUGCCAUGCUUCAGCUGCUGUGCCACAUACCUUUCGUCAUUGUGCACAUUCCUCUUCUGUGAUUUGCUUCCUGUCGUCGGUCUGUUUGGGAAUAAUGCAGGUCGGCAUAAAUAAACACAAGUAUAAACAGGACUUGACCGAUGAAUCUGAGUUUGCCUGA